UAUCCUCUCUUCUCUUUCUCUUCUUGUUUCUUUUUUUCAUCUCAAAUGGAAAAUAGAUUUAAAAUGAAAAUUUCUAGUUUGUUUAAAUCGUCAUUUGGUUCUUGCAAAUCCAAGAAUAUUUCUAAUGAUAUUGAUAAUAAUAAAAAACCAGUUUUUCAAAAUCAUCAACAUUAUCAAUUAGCUGAACUUUUCUCUCCAAAGCCUAGUCCAUUUCCUUCCAUGUUUAGACACAAAUGCCCUCAAAAUCUACUUCCAUAUAGUGGCGUACGCAGAAAUUUUUUGCAAGCAGCAACAUCAAUUUAUUGUCACAAUUCGACUUGUGAUACAAAUGGACAAAAAUGUCCUCCAGCAUCACCAAAUUUUCCUCAAGAGAAGUGCAACUUCAACUCCAUGACCAAAUAUUAUGAAAAGAAUUCCAAGAAGAAAAAUAAAAAGAAGAAAUUCAAGAAAAUGACAAAUUCCAAUAUUAAAAGAUUUACUAAUUUUGAUCAAGAAUUUCUUAAUUUUGAUUAUAAGGGUCUUUUUAGUAGUGAUGACGAAAGUGAAGAUGAAAAUGACAAUAAUACCUUUUUCUCAUCAAGGUCAUUUACUAAUUCUGAUUCAUCAGAAUAUUCACUCCGGCGAAAACCACGGCGAAGGAGGGCGGCGAAAGGUGGCGUAAAGGGUAGUCUUGCGGUGGUGAAGAAAUCAAGAGAUCCUUAUGGUGAUUUUAGAAAUUCAAUGUUGGAAAUGAUUAUGGAAAAUCAAAUAUUUGGUGAAAAGGAACUUGAAAAUUUGUUGGAAUGUUUUUUAAAAUUAAAUUCACAAUAUCAUCAUGAGGUAAUUAUUGAUGUUUUUACUGAGAUUUGUGAAGCUUUGUUCUCUAACUUGUCAUAGGAAAAAGAACCAAAAAAAAUGCAUUAAUAUGUUUUAUUAUGCAACUUUUUGUUGCGUUUUAUUAAGAAUGAGUAGUUAGUGUAAUGUUUCGGGUUUGA
This is a messenger RNA of Solanum dulcamara, 974 nucleotides long. RefSeq names its product transcription repressor OFP8. The record is from RefSeq and is a predicted model, not a curated record. Lineage: Eukaryota; Viridiplantae; Streptophyta; Magnoliopsida; Solanales; Solanaceae. Gene Ontology annotation, biological process: negative regulation of DNA-templated transcription. The transcript has 2 exons. Bases 46 to 876 code for a protein of 276 amino acids.